UGCAAGAGUUGUUCAGUCCACUCGUAAGAAACACAGCAUUAGGACGCGCAUACAAACGUUAUUGACUUUAAUAUUAUUAUUAAAAAUUAACAAUUUAAAAACAAACUUAAUACUUUUAAUCUGCUAUCAUAAAGUAUUUAUAAUAGAUUGGUGAUCUAAGAAUUUGCGCAUAUACUGUUUAAAUUACCUAUAGCAAAUAAUGCAAUACAACAAUAGUUAUUAAAACAUGUGCUGAAUAUCACAAUUUUAGGGAGCGGAAACAACCUUUAAAAAAUUGUGUGAGUGCUUAAUAACGUGCCACUAAAAUGUUUAAUUUGCCGACGGUGAAUCCAAAAUAAAAGGAAACGUUAAUUUUGUAAACAAUAAAGGGUUUCCAAUAUAUGACCACAUACAAUGGACGCAUACGCCUUACCAACAUAUUUUCCACUUGCAUAUUCUGAAUUGCAGUAUCUAGCAUCCAGAAGAGCUGCAGCCGUUGCUGCAGCGGCAACGGCUUUACCGGGAACUCCCUGCAUUAACCACGUUCACACAACAGACGUCUCGAGCUCGGUAACAGUUCCAUCCAUGAUUUCGGCGGCUGAACCAUCGGAAUCAAUUGAAACGACAACUCCAAUUCCAACUCCUUUAUGUAAUGGAAACACUCUUCUUGCAAAUACUGCUGGUCACCCUCACAACAAUCCGCACCAACAUGUUCAUAAUCUAAAUGUUACUGGAACGCAUCCACAUGACUUUCAUCCAGCCUAUAGAAUUCCAGGAUACAUGGAGCAAUUGUAUUCUCUUCAACGGAACAGUUCAACUACAUCAUAUCACGAUCCUUAUGUCAAUUGUACAUCAGCUUUCCAUCUUGCUGGACUUGGUUUGGGAUCAGGUGAUUUUUUGGGUACCCGAGGUAUGGGCUCCCUUGGUGAUUUGCAUCAUGCAGCUGUAGCAGCAGUAGCGGCAGGAUCUCUAGCAAGUACGGAUUUUCACUUCAGCAUUGAUGGAAACAGGCGGUUAAGUAGCCCUCGGCCGCCUGGCGGAAGUAUUCGUGCAAGCAUCAGCCGCAAAAGAGCCCUAUCAUCUUCACCCUAUUCUGAUUCUUUCGACAUCAAUUCAAUGAUAAGAUUUUCACCAAACUCCUUAGCCACUAUUAUGAAUGGGUCUCGAGGAAGCAGUGCGGCUAGUGGAUCGUACGGUCACGUUUCAGCUGCUGCUAUUAAUCCUAUGUCUCAUGCGCAUUCAACAUUGGCACCACGUCUACAACAAAUACAAGCGCAUUUGCUGCGUGCAAGUGCAGGUCUGUUAAAUCCGAUGACUUCCCAACAAGCAUCUUCCGCCGGGUUUUCUAUAAGCCACACUGUAGGCGCUGCCCUAAGCUUAAAUGACGUUCAUGACAUACCUAACCGCAUAACAUCUUCGACAGUAAGGCUAGUUAAUGACGACCAUAAGCAGCUAAAAUGUAUAGAUGAAGGAAAGGAAAAAAACCGAUCGUUUAAAAAUAUUGUCCCUGAGCAACCCUCUUCGACAUCGGGCAACGUCGCUCAAGUAGAAGCCGACAGCGCCACAUCACAUUUGUCUGACCGUUGUUAUAAUAAUAUAGCAAACAAAAAUAAAAGUAUUUCUAGCGAUGUAAAAAUAACUAGCCGCUGUGAUGACUUUAUUAACUGCGGAUCAGCAUCAACAACGUUAAAUGAAUAUGAUUGUGCCAAUGCUGAUACGACAGAUAUCAAAGAUGAGCCCGGGGAUUUUAUAGAAACAAAUUGCCAUUGGCGCAGUUGUUCUAUAGAGUUUAUUACGCAAGAUGAACUUGUUAAACAUAUAAAUAAUGACCAUAUCCAAAGCAAUAAAAAAGCUUUUGUCUGUCGGUGGGAAGAUUGUACACGUGGUGAAAAACCAUUUAAAGCGCAGUAUAUGCUCGUUGUGCAUAUGCGUCGUCAUACUGGAGAAAAGCCGCACAAAUGCACUUUUGAAGGCUGUUUUAAAGCCUACUCUCGUUUGGAAAACCUGAAAACUCAUUUAAGGUCACAUACAGGCGAGAAACCAUAUACCUGCGAGUAUCCGGGAUGCAGCAAAGCGUUUAGUAAUGCUAGCGAUCGUGCAAAGCACCAAAAUCGAACUCACAGCAAUGAGAAACCUUACAUUUGUAAAGCACCUGGCUGCACGAAACGUUACACCGAUCCAAGUUCUUUGCGAAAACAUGUGAAAACAGUUCAUGGUGCUGAGUUUUAUGCAAAUAAAAAACAUAAGGGCUUACCCUUAAAUGAUGCUAAUUCUAGAAUGCACAGAAACAACAAUGGCCAUGGUCGACAUAAUCUCCAGGAGCACAAUAUUGACUCAAGCCCUUGCAGUGAAGACCUGCUUAUGGGAAAAAUGAUUGAAAUGUCUAGUCCCAGCAUUAGAUCUGAAUCGGAUGGAAGCUCGCCCCAUUAUCAAUUAGUAAAUGGCGUACGAGCAUCAGAUUGCUUGUUUCCAUAUUCAUCAGAUGAAGUUGUAGAAAAUUCAACUUUGGAUGACGGGUGGAAUUGUGAUGACGACGUAGACGCGGCUGACCUACCAAUUGUGUUACGUGCCAUGGUAAAUAUUGGCAGCGGAAACGAUUCUCCAUCGACUAUUGGUGGUGGAGUAAUGGCAAGACAGCGGUUUAGAAGUCGCCUUCAAACUAAAAGCAUAAGUUCAAAUACGGUAAUGCUCUGUAACAUUCCGGAAAGUAAUCGGACUAUUGGAAUCAACGAACUUAACCAGCGUAUUACUCAACUUAAGAUGGAACCAGGUACGACUGGUGAUAUUAAAAUUCAAAUACCAUUGAAUGUGGGCAUAGACGGGUUGGCAGAAGACUUAUCACAGAAUCAAACAAACUGUCGUACAAUAUUGAAUAAGCAAAAUCCUCCCAACGUUACUAGCUCGCGACAAGCGCAGAUUCGCCGCGAUAGUCAGAACUCCAUUGCAAGCACUUAUUACGGAAGCAUGCAAAGUCGUCGUAGUAGUCAAUCAUCGCAGGUAUCUUCUAUAUCUACAAUGCGACCUGGACCUUCGCACAAUACGACCACUGCUUCCUUCUAUGAUCCGAUUUCCCCAGGAUGCUCGCGGCGCUCUAGCCAAAUGUCUAAUGCUGCCAACUGCUAUGCACUUGCUUCAACAUCAGGAUUUCCUGUAAUAAGCAAGGUCUCUGAAAUAAACAGCAGCCCACCUGCUCCAUUUAAUAAACCAAAUCAUGAUGUUCAAGAUUUCGAAUUUUAUAAUAGCAGUCUUCCUCCGCCUCCAUCAUCUCAUUUAGUUGCCACUAACUUAAUGCGAUUGCAGGGAUCAGGUUCUGGAACUUGCUAUCAGAAUUCCAAUGGCGGCCGAUUUUCUGUUCCCAGUUCUAUGCAUUCUCUACAUUUACACAACAACAAACAGAUAGUAGACUUCGAAAUUGAUAAUCAAGUGCUGAGUAAUAUAUUUCGUCGUCAGUCUGAGCCCGUUGGAAAUAUACAUUUUGAUCCCAUUACAAAUGAUCCUCGCUUAAGUACCCAAAUUCAAAAUUUACAUACUCAUAUUGGAAAGGAUAAAAACUUAAAUUACACCUGCUUUAGUAAUGAAAAUAAUUUAAAUAAGGUAGAAAGCAAUGUUCUGUUAAAGACUGACCCGACGAUGAGCACAGACCAACAUCCUAAUGAAAGAUUCAAUCUAGACGAAGUAGAAGAACUUAUACUUCCCGAUGAGAUGCUCCAGUACUUAAAUUUGGUAAAAGACGAUACAAAUUAUGCAGAGAAAGGACAUGAAAAAAGUAAACGAAUUUCAUCAUCGACCUCUAACUCUCCAAAGGAUAUACAAUCAAAUACAUCAAAAUUGUCUACGCAAGAGAAAUUUACUAUGACAACGAUCGGGAGCCUAUCUGAUCACCGAUAUUCAAAUAUCAUAUCUAAGCCAAUUGAGCAUGUGCGUGCGAAAUGCGUUAGUUUGCCUCAAGAGCCAGAUAAGGUUAUAAACAUGAAUUAUGAUAAUAAACAACAGCCAUUUUCAACAUCAGUCUAUCAACGACACUUAACAAAAUCACAUCAGAAUCAAAUUAUUGACUCAUCUAUGACAAGCGUACCAGAACUAAAUGUAUUCCCAAUUUUUCAACGAAUUGAACCAGAAAAUGUUUCAAAGAUACAGAAAGGUCAUGAUAAUGAAAUACAAUGUGGCAUCAUAAGCCAGUCUCAAAUGUCUCCUUCUAUGAAUAAGGACGCUAAGAUUUCAACCUUACCGUAUUCAAAAUGUUCUUCUAACUCAAAUAUACAAAACCAAGUUAGUGACACUAAUGUGAGUAAUAUUAGUGCUAUGCAUUCAGAUACAUACCAGCGUACUCUACAAUAUGUACAAAGUUGCCAAAACUGGAUGGAGACAAACAAUACUUCAGACGAUCAAAUUCAAGGUGUAUCUGGAAUGCAACAAAAUAGCACUGUGUGGCCUGAUGUUAGCAGUUCUACACAUCCGUAUCCUGGUGAAAAUAUGGUAAUCAACUAUAUGACAACAUCCCUGACUUCUUUGUUGGAGGAGAACAAAUAUCUUCAAAUGAUGCAGUAGAACACUCCAAAAUAAAAAAAUUAUCUUAAGCCACUCAGUCACAAUAUAUUAAUGUUAUGACCAUAACAUCAACAUUACAAAAUUGUUAACAAAGCAAAUUAUCUAAUAGACAGUAGGGAAAAUCAACACAUUCGAAUAAUUCUCUGAAUUUAUAAUCUUCUAAUCUCUUAAUAUAUUUAGUUUUUAUUUAAAAACGAAAUAAACGCAAUAAAUAUGUCUUCCUAA
Drosophila eugracilis is the source of this 4752-nucleotide messenger RNA. RefSeq names its product transcriptional activator cubitus interruptus (gene ci). The transcript is spliced from 6 exons. Gene Ontology annotation, molecular function: DNA-binding transcription factor activity, RNA polymerase II-specific; RNA polymerase II cis-regulatory region sequence-specific DNA binding. The record is from RefSeq and is a predicted model, not a curated record. Lineage: Eukaryota; Metazoa; Arthropoda; Insecta; Diptera; Drosophilidae. The coding region runs from base 394 to 4527 and encodes 1377 amino acids. Gene Ontology annotation, biological process: regulation of transcription by RNA polymerase II. Gene Ontology annotation, cellular component: nucleus.